Messenger RNA from Oryza brachyantha (malo sina), 920 nucleotides. Its product is annotated as 40S ribosomal protein S8. NCBI's taxonomy places the organism in Eukaryota, Viridiplantae, Streptophyta, Magnoliopsida, Poales, Poaceae. The transcript has 5 exons. The coding region runs from base 32 to 694 and encodes 220 amino acids. The record is from RefSeq and is a predicted model, not a curated record. Gene Ontology annotation, cellular component: cytosolic small ribosomal subunit; ribosome. Gene Ontology annotation, biological process: maturation of SSU-rRNA from tricistronic rRNA transcript (SSU-rRNA, 5.8S rRNA, LSU-rRNA); translation. Gene Ontology annotation, molecular function: structural constituent of ribosome.
GAGGGGAGCCGCCGCCGCCGCCGCCGCCGCCAUGGGUAUCUCGCGUGACUCCAUGCACAAGCGCCGCUCCACGGGCGGCAAGCAGAAGGCCUGGCGCAAGAAGCGAAAGUAUGAGCUAGGUAGGCAGCCUGCCAACACCAAGCUGUCAAGCAACAAGACAGUGAGGAGGGUGCGUGUUCGUGGAGGUAAUGUGAAGUGGAGGGCCCUCCGUUUGGAUACCGGCAACUACUCGUGGGGAAGUGAGGCCGUCACCCGCAAGACCCGUGUCCUUGAUGUGGUCUACAAUGCAUCAAACAAUGAGCUUGUCAGGACGCAGACCCUUGUAAAGAGCGCUAUUGUGCAAGUUGAUGCUGCCCCCUUCAAGCAGUGGUACCUUACCCACUAUGGAGUUGAUAUUGGUAGAAAGAAGAAGGCUCCUGCAGCCAAGAAGGAUGCUGAGGGCCAAGAUGCUGAAGCUACCACAGAGGAAGCCAAGAAAAGCAACCAUGUUAUCAGGAAGAUUGAGAAGCGCCAAGAGGGACGCACACUUGACCCACACAUUGAAGAACAAUUUAGCAGUGGGAGGUUGCUGGCCUGCAUUUCUUCCCGCCCUGGGCAGUGCGGCCGAGCAGAUGGCUAUAUCCUUGAGGGCAAGGAGCUGGAGUUCUACAUGAAGAAGCUCCAGAGGAAAAAGGGCAAGGGUGCCGCGGCUUAGAUCAACAAGUCUUUCUUUGUUGCUGGUUCUACACUGAAAGAACUACCUUUUUUGUUCCCAGAGAGCUACUAUGUUAUCUUUGCAGACGCAUAGCUGUUUUUUUCUGUUUAUUAAUCAACUUUAGCAUGAUGACAUGAGAAUGGCUUAUGUGCUCGGGAUGUUAUUAAGUUAAAAAUGUACUUCUGCCUCGUUCAUAAUUUUGGUAUUAUCGCAUUAACGUGGUCUA